GAGAAUUCUCUAGAGGUGGAACAGAAACUGGAUGCUUUGGGCUUUCUCGAGGAGCCUGAUGAAGCCGUCGCCGCUAGCGCUCCUGACGACGUCCAGGUGCUUGACUUCUCGACUAUCGAGUGCUAUCCGGGAGGUCUCACGGAAAACUUGCGAAUGGAGUUCAAAGGUGAGGACGUCUUUGAGGGCAACAUAGGAUAUGGUAUGUUUGAUGAGUUUGAUUACAAGACAGUUGCAAACUGCUCCGUCGCGAUUUUUGGCAUGGGAGCGUUUGGCGUCGAAAACGUCAGAACUUGCUUGGAACAUGCGGCAUCCAAAGUUACCAUUAUCUGCAGAAGGAAGAAUAUUGCCAUUCCAAGAGUGGUGGACUGGUUUAUCAAUCAGAGCCUCUACCCACCUACGGCAGCCAUGGUACUAGAUGCAAUGAAGCCGAUGUACAAUUUUUUGGACGCGGACGUUUGGACUUUCUAUGCUGUUCAGGCUUCUGCAGACCGAAGUGUGGCAACGAUCCGGCAAAAGUCUCGGUUCGGCAUUGGUGAUUCUUGGAAAUUCCUGAGAGAGAUUUUUCGUUUAUUGUUAUGGGUCAUAAUCCCUACGCAUUCCCUAGUAUGA
Messenger RNA from Symbiodinium pilosum, 609 nucleotides. The record is from the annotation of a GenBank genome assembly. NCBI's taxonomy places the organism in Eukaryota, Dinophyceae, Suessiales, Symbiodiniaceae.